AUGAAAUUAUUCAAUAAUUUCAUCACUAUGAAUGAUGAUUAUGAUCAAAAAUCCAAUUUAAUUGGUAUUGGUUAUUGUUGUUUCAAUAGGAUAUUAAUGGCUUAUGUCAAUAAUCAUACUACUAAUAAUAACAGUAGUAUUAGUAGUAGUACUAGUGAUUCCUCUGAUCGUAAUUCUAUAUGUAGUCAAUUUGUAUUGAAUGUAGAAUUAUUUGAUAAUAAUAAUGAGACUAUACGGUUUAAUGAUUAUAAAUAUGGAGAAUUUUCAUCCUUUGGGGCACCAAUUCAAUGUGAAUCUAAUUCAACCAUAUCAAUAGUUUUACGAUAUUUUAUUUAUGCAAAAGGAAAAAGAUGGUGAUUAGAUGUAGUCGACAGGAAACCCUGGACCAGUGUUUCUUGCUAAUUAGCACUCGUCAGCAAGGUGUACUUGUAAUCUUGAGGCAACUGGUGGCCACAUUGCAACAUGUUCGAUAGCAUUCGAUCUGCACUAAAUAAGGACUUGACACGCAUAACAUUGAUCACCA
Messenger RNA from Schistosoma mattheei, 523 nucleotides. The record is from the annotation of a GenBank genome assembly. NCBI's taxonomy places the organism in Eukaryota, Metazoa, Platyhelminthes, Trematoda, Strigeidida, Schistosomatidae.